AUGCCGGAUUUCAUAAGCAAGCUUCUGACUGAAUCCACCGUUGUGUCAUUCAGUGACCCCAAGCUCAAGUACAAGCUCAAGAAGCGCGUCGGACACGGUGGCUUUGGCAAUGUGUUUGAGGUCCAGAGGCUCAAGGACCAGCAAGUCUUCGCCAUGAAGGUUGUUCCCACGGCUACGCGACUCACGCAAGCCAAGAAUCACCCCAAUGUCAUGGAGCUCCUGGACCUUCUCGUCUUUGAAGAACUGAAGGAAGGCGGCAUCAUACUGCAGUUCGCUACCGAGGGUAACCUUCAUGACCUUCAUCGUCGACUUCCCAAGAGCCAACAUGCAGCUUUGUCGCAGCUCGUGACCUACGAAAUGACCGGAGCCCUUGACCACAUCCAUUCCCUGAAGCCAGCAAUUGUCCACAAAGACAUCAAGCCUGACACCAUCCUGGUCUUUCUUGCUGGCACUGAGCGCGAACCGCACUAUCUUCUCAAACUCGCUGAUUUUGGUAUCUCUAAAACCGUUGACGAUGACGCGGACCCAGACCUCNCCCACGAGCCCAUGUCUGGUCGCGCCUACGAGCCUUACAGAGCUCCCGAGACUGCAAAGGAACUCGGAGACGUUCACACUCGAGGCUUCGAAAGCAGAGCAGACAUCUGGUCUCUUAAAGUUCUCCUGUUGAAGAUUCACAAUACCACUGUCAGCAACUUCUUGGUCGCGCCCACUCGCUGCAGCACUCCCACACAGGCUCUUCCCCUGAUCAAAGCCAUGUUGACUCAAGAUCCUUCAAGACGUCCUGCAGCCCAAGACUGCAAGAGAUAUCUCUGGUACAGGGAAGGAGCCAGCACAGUCGUUCACAAAGUUGCCAACGGAUCCAAGGACAACAAUCCUCUGGGUGACAGCAUGAAGCGUCUGAGCAUCGAUUAG
Molecule: messenger RNA, 912 nt
Organism: Aureobasidium vineae
Lineage: Eukaryota; Fungi; Ascomycota; Dothideomycetes; Dothideales; Saccotheciaceae
Source: the annotation of a GenBank genome assembly